AUGGAAGAAUCUGCUAGUGGGGAUGCAACUCUAACAACCAUAAUCAAACUCGAAAAUGACGUUCAGAUGGAAGGACCCGGUGAUGUACUUGCUUCGGCAACAACGACUGAUUUACUAGCAGAUUUAAGUUUAGCCGAAGAUUUUAACAAGGAGAAGCAUUUAGGCCAAGCAUAUUUAAUUAAUCAUGAAAAAAUUCUUGGGACAUUUCAAAGUUGGAAUGAACACGAACAGCGAGACUUCAUGGAGAGAGCUUUACAGCGUAUGGGUCAUUAUCAAAUUGGGCAUAUUGAUAGAUAUAUCAGGCCUAUGCUUCAACGAGAUUUCAUCUCUCAUUUGCCAUCUCAAUUAGCGGUUAUGAUUCUUCAAAACCUGGAUGCUAAAUCAUUAUCUUCCUGUGAAGCUGUUUGUAGUAAUUGGAGAAGUGUACUCGCAGUUGGUCAACUUUGGCGAAAGCUUAUUGAACGUAAUGUUCGCAGUGAUAAUUUGUGGAGAGGAUUGAGCGAGAAAAGAAAAUGGAAAAAUUUCGUUCUGAUUGGCAGAGAAGCUGCUGCUCAGCUCAUCUGUGAACGGUAUGGUAAGAAAUAUGACCAGCUUCGAGGCUCUUUUGACAUGUUUAUGUUACAGCACAAAUUUUAUCGAGAGUUAUAUCCUCAAGUCAUUUCUGAUAUUUCAAAAAUAGAAACGAAUUGGAGGACUGGUACAUACACACUCAGUCGCAUUAAUUGUCGUUCUGAGCAAAGCAAAGGAGUUUACUGUCUUCAAUAUGAUGAUGAUAAAAUCGUUUCUGGUUUACGAGACAACACAAUCAAAAUUUGGGAUCGUCAUGAUCUUAGCAAUCCUCGAGUAUUGUCAGGUCACACGGGUUCUGUUUUAUGCUUACAAUAUGAUAAUCGUGUGAUAAUUUCGGGUUCAUCAGAUGCUACUGUAAGGGUUUGGGAUGUUAAUACGGGCGAAUGCCUUAACACUUUAAUACAUCAUUGCGAGGCUGUAUUACAUCUUCGGUUCAGUGAUGGUGUUAUGGUUACAUGUUCAAAAGAUAGAUCUAUUGCUGUGUGGGAUAUGGUCUCUCCUCGUGAAAUCAACAUGAGGCGGGUGUUAGUCGGUCACCGAGCAGCCGUUAAUGUUGUCGAUUUCGACGAAAGAUACAUCGUCUCCGCUUCUGGUGAUCGAACUAUUAAGGUUUGGUCUGCGGACUCUCUCGAAUUCGUUCGUACAUUGUCUGGACACAAGCGGGGAAUCGCAUGUCUUCAAUAUAGGGGACGCCUCGUCGUCUCAGGUUCCAGUGAUAAUACCAUCAGGUUAUGGGAUAUUUAUUCUGGCGUAUGUUUGAGAGUCCUUGAAGGACAUGAAGAGUUAGUAAGGUGUAUUCGUUUUGAUGAUAAAAGAAUAGUAUCCGGCGCCUAUGAUGGAAAAAUCAAGGUGUGGGAUCUUCAGGCUGCUUUGGACUCACGAUCAUUACCGGGAUGUCUUUGUUUGAGCACUCUGGUUCAACACACUGGCAGAGUGUUUCGCUUGCAGUUUGACGAUUUUCAAAUUGUCUCUUCUUCUCAUGAUGAUACGAUCCUCAUAUGGGAUUUUUUGGAUGCAACUGGCGAGACUAGAGACGUCAAUGCUGAUGCUUUGAAUGACGCAGCUCCUGCACCCGCAGUUAUCGUUGACAAUGCGAACAAUGUAGACGAAUCUUCUUCAGAGGAAAAUGAAGAUGUGGUGAGACGAGAGCGUCAUCCAGCUCGUCAAGGUCCUCGAGCGAGCCCGGAACUCUUUCAUUGA
Molecule: messenger RNA, 1770 nt
Organism: Auanema sp. JU1783
Lineage: Eukaryota; Metazoa; Nematoda; Chromadorea; Rhabditida; Rhabditidae
Source: the annotation of a GenBank genome assembly